ACCAGCAUGCUGGAAGCUAACCGGCGCUCCAAAUCUAGAGAUUUUCGCCGAAAUCCUCCCGAGACUCGCGAUUCCCCUGUCCCUGGGCCAGAACCGGCACCAUGGCGUUCCACUGGUGCGACAACAACCUACACACCACCGUGUUCACGCCGCGCGACUUCCAGGUCGAGCUUCUGGCCGCCGCCUAUGAGCGCAACACCAUCAUUUGCCUGGGCCACCGCAGCUCCAAGGAGUUUAUCGCCCUCAAGCUGCUGCAGGAGAUCUCGCGCCGCGGUCGCCGUCAUGGCAAGGUCAGUGUCUACCUGAGCUGCCAGGUGGGGGACAGUAAGGAGCCCGCCAGCAUCUACACUAUGCUCACCCACCUGACGGAUCUGCGGGUGUGGCAGGAGCAGCCGGACAUGCAGGUUCCCGCCGAUCACUGCUGGACGGACUACCAUGUGUCCAUCCUACGGCCCGAGUGCUUUCUGAGCCUGCUCCAUGGCGGCGAUUUGCCGUUGAGUAGCGUGGAUUUAAUUGUGCUGGAGGAUUGCCACGACAGUGCCGUAUAUCAGCGGAUACUGCCGCUCUUCGAGGAGCACAUCCUGCCGGCCGAUCCCGAGGACAGACCCCGCAUUCUGGGCCUGGCUGGACCGCUUCACAGUGCGGGUUGCGAACUGCAGCAACUCAGCGACAUGCUGGCCACUCUGGAGCGAAACGUGCUUUGCCAGAUCGAGACGGCCAGCGACAUUGUCACGGUGCUGCGUUAUUGUUCCCGUCCCCACGAGUACAUCGUCCAGUGCGCCCCCUUCGAGAUGGACGAGCUCUCGUUUGUGCUGGCCGAUGUCCUUAACACGCACAAGUCCUUCCUGAUGGACCACCGCUACGACCCCUACGAGAUCUACGGGAUGGACCAAUUUAUGGAUGAGUUGAAGGACAUACCGGACCCCAAGCUGGACCCACUGAACGUGAUAGACUCGCUGCUGUCCAUGCUGCACGAGAUGGGACCUUGGUGCACCCAGCGUGCCGCUCAUCACUUUUACCAGAGCAAUGAAAAGCUGAAGGUGAAGACUCCGCAUGAGCGUCACUACCUGCUCUACUGCCUGGUCAGCACGGCCCUCAUCCAGCUGCACGCCCUCUGCGACUACACCUUUCAGCGGCAGCAGGUGCCGGGCGGCGGCGGCGGCGGCGACUCGCGUCCCACCAUUGAGCGCUAUUCCAGUCCCAAGGUUCGCCGCUUGCUGCAGACGCUGCGCUGCUUCAAGCCAGAGGAGGUCUUCACCCAGACGGACGGUUUGCGGAGGAUGCGCCACCAGGUGGACCAGGCUGACUUCAACCGACUGUCGCACGUCCUGGAGAGCAAGUGCCGCGUGGUGGACCAGCUAGAGCAUCCGGCGACGGAAACCAGAGCCCUGGUGGCCAAUCUGGAACAGAUCCUCAGCUCCACGCAGGACAAGCAGCUGCCCAAGGCCUCACAGGCUCGCGCGACGGCCCCGGGCCAGGCGAGAGCAAAGUCCGGUACAGGAUCCUCUGGAACCAGCACCCAGCCGCGCCCAAGGCGACGUGUGUACACCAGGCGCCAUCACCGUGAUCAAAAUGACGGAAACGACACGCUCUGUGCUUUGAUCUAUUGCAACCAGAACCAUACGGCGCGCGUGCUUUUCGAGCUGCUGGCGGAGAUGGGCAGGCGCGACCCAGAUCUCAAGUUCCUACGAUGCCAGUACACUACCGAUCGGGUGGCUGACCCCGCCACGGAGCCCAAGGAGGCCGAGCUAGAGCACCGGCGGCAGGAGGAGGUCCUCAAGCGAUUUCGCAUGCAUGACUGCAACGUUCUGAUCGGCACCUCGGUGCUGGAGGAGGGCAUUGAUGUGCCCAAGUGCAAUCUGGUGGUUCGUUGGGAUCCGCCGACCACCUACCGCAGCUAUGUUCAGUGUAAGGGACGGGCUCGUGCCGCUCCCGCCUAUCAUGUCAUUCUGGUGGCGCCCAGAUACGAGAGUCCUGUCGUUGGCCCCGUCCAGCUGAGUGAUCGGAGUCAUCGCUUUGUGUGCGGCGCCGCGGGAACAGGCGAUGCGAUGGAGGGCGACAGCGACUCGGAUGACUCGGCGAGGCCAAAUUCCUUGGGCUCUGAUCCCUUUACUUUUGGUACAGCCCGCGGUACCGUUAAGAUCCUCAAUCCCGAGGUGUUUAGCAAGCAACCUCCCACGGCCUGCGACAUUAAACUGCAGGAGAUCCAGGACGAAUCUCCUCCGACUACUGCCUUGCUAGACACCAGCAACUCGAGCGACGAGGCGGUCUGCCUGAGCAACACAACGCCGAGUGACAGCAGCGUGGAACACAAGCCCAGGCAGCGCUUCCAGUGCGCAUUGCCCAACCCAGAGGAGCAGGAGGAGCAGCCCCAGAUCCCACCCGUUGAUCUCCUGGCCAGAACCACAAAUGAUUUGGUCCACCAAAUGGCGCAGUAUCGUGAGAUUGAGCAGAUGCUGCUCUCGAAAUGUGCCAAUACAGAGCCACCGGAGCAGGAGCAGAGCGAGGCAGACCGCUUUAGUGCCUGCCUGGCCGCAUACCGACCGCAGCCGCAUCUCCUGACCGGAGCCAACGUUGAUCUCGGCACCGCCAUAGCCUUGGUCAACAAGUACUGCGCCCGCCUGCCCAGCGAUACCUUCACUAAGCUGACGCCUCUCUGGCGCUGCGCCCGCAGUGUUCGAGCUGGAGUGGAGUUGUUCCAGUACACCCUCCGGCUGCCCAUCAAUUCGCCACUGAAGCACGACAUUGUGGGUCUGCCGAUGCCCACACAGACCCUGGCUCGGCGGCUGGCCGCCCUGCAGGCCUGUGCCGAACUGCACCGAAUCGGUGAGCUGGACGAUCAACUACAGCCCAUUGGCAAGGAGGGAUUCCGUGCUUUGGAGGCCGACUGGGAAUGCUUCGAUCUAGAGCCGGAGGACGAGCAGAUCGUCCAGCUGAGCGAUGAGCCGCGUCCGGGUACAACGAAGCGGCGUCAGUACUAUUACAAGCGGAUUGCCUCAGAGUUCUGCGACUGUCGGCCGGAGGCCGGUGCUCCCUGCUACUUGUACUUCAUCCAGCUGACCCUGCAAUGCCCCAUACCCGAGGAGCAGAAUACCCGCGGCCGCAAGAUCUAUCCGCCGGAGGAUGCUCAGCAGGGCUUUGGCAUCCUGACCACCAAGCGCAUUCCCAAGCUGAGCGCUUUUUCGAUAUUCACCCGUUCCGGCGAAGUGAAGGUUUCCCUUGAGCUGGCCAAGGAGCGGGUGGUGCUGACUGAAGAGCAGAUUGCCUGCAUCAACGGCUUCCUUAACUAUACCUUCACCAAUGUGCUGAGGCUGCAGAAGUUCCUCAUGCUAUUCGAUCCCGACUCCACGGAGAAUUGUGUGUUCAUUGUGCCCACGGUGAAAGGUCCUGGAAGUGGGAAGCAUAUUGACUGGCAGUUCCUCGAGCUCAUCCGGGCCAAUGGCAAUACCAUGCCGAGGGCAGUGCCCGAUGAAGAGCGCCAGGCCCAGACGUUCGAGGCCAAGCGCUUCCAGGAUGCCGUGGUCAUGCCUUGGUAUCGCAACCAGGAUCAGCCGCAGUACUUUUACGUGGCGGAGAUCUGUCCGCAUCUCUCGCCGCUCAGCUGCUUCCCCGGGGAUAACUAUCGCACGUUCAAGCACUACUACCUGGUCAAGUACGGUCUGACCAUACAGAAUGCCUCGCAGCCGUUACUGGACGUGGAUCAUACCAGUGCUCGCCUGAACUUCCUGACGCCACGUUACGUUAACCGCAAGGGCGUGGCGUUGCCCACCAGCUCGGAGGAGACAAAAAGGGCGAAGCGCGAGAAUCUGGAGCAGAAGCAAAUUCUGGUGCCCGAACUGUGCACAGUCCAUCCCUUUCCGGCCUCCCUGUGGCGCACUGCAGUGUGCCUGCCCUGCAUACUUUAUCGCAUCAAUGGCCUGCUCCUGGCCGACGAUAUACGGAAGCAGGUCUCUGCGGAUCUGGGACUGGGCAGGCAGCAAAUCGAAGACGAGGAGUUCGAGUGGCCUAUGCUGGACUUUGGCUGGAGCCUGUCAGAGGUGCUGAAGAAGUCGCGUGAGUCCAAGCAAAGGGAAUCGGGGAAAGAGGAAUUGGUUAAUGGCCAGGAAGCGGUUGUCGAGGAAGUCAAGCCAGUCAAGGAGGAGGUUACAGUGGAUGCCGAUCCGAAGGCGGAAAAGAGUGCCAAUGAAAUCAUCAUCGAGGGCGAGCAAAAGCUGCAGGAGGCCGAUGACUUUAUUGAGAUUGGCACCUGGUCAAAUGAUAUGGCUGACGACAUAGCCACUUAUAGCGAAGAUGACGAGGACGAGGCUUUUCAUCUUCCCGUUCUGCCUGCCAAUGUAAAGUUCUGCACUGGCGAUCAGCAAACCCGGUAUGGCUCGCCCACCUUCUGGGAUGUUAGCAAUGCCAAUGGGGACUUCAAGAAGUCGGCCAAGCCUAGUCAGCCCCAAAGGGGUGGCAAGAGCAAGGGCAAGGACACGGCCUACAACUACUACGACUCGGAUAAUUCGCUGGGAUCCAGCUACGACGAUGAGGACAACGUCGGACCCCACAACAACUACAUGCAUCACAACUACAGCUCGGAUGAUGAAGAUGCGGCGGAGGAUGCAGGGCGUAUUGCCUUUACUUCCAAAAACGAGGCGGAAACCAUUGAGACUGCUCAGGAUGUGGAGAAGCGGCAAAAGCAACUGUCCAUCAUACAGGCCACCAAUGCCAAUGAGCGGCAGUAUCAGCAGACCAAGAACCUCCUGAUAGGCUUCAACUUUGAGCAGCAGCCAAGGGAAGGUUGCCCCAGCGGCAAGUACGAGCAGGCGAUAGCCAAGCUGCAGGAAGAGAUCGAAAGCUGUGGCAUGCUGGUGCCGCACAACCAGGAGUUGCGCUUGAAACGUACCGACUCUUUGGAGACUAAAGUGGGCAAGGAUACGACCAUGAACCUGCUAAAGCAACUUCUACCCUACGUUGGGGAGCAGCAACUCGAGGAAAGGUUGGGCGAUAGAAAGGAACUGCAACUUAAGGAUUUAGUCGAACUUAAUGCGAAUUGGGUCAUCCAGAAUCCAAAGGAGAGCUACAGUGUCUUGGGAUGUGGAGAUAGUUUCGACAAUUAUAAUGACCACCAUUGUCUAAACUUGGCUGACAAACAGCUGCAGCUGCAGUUUGAACGAAAGGUCAAGAACCCACCCACGCCGGAGAAGACAUUCCCAUCAGCAGUUCCCUUAACAGGCUUUAGCUUUGAUCGCCAGCCGGAUCUGGUGGGCCAUCCCGGACCCAGUCCCAGCAUUAUCCUACAGGCUCUCACCAUGUCCAAUGCCAACGACGGCAUCAACUUGGAGCGCCUUGAAACCAUUGGCGACUCCUUCCUCAAGUACGCCAUCACCACCUACCUGUACAUAACCUACGAAAACGUGCAUGAGGGCAAGCUGAGUCACCUGCGCUCCAAGCAGGUGGCCAAUCUCAAUCUGUAUCGCCUGGGCAGGCGCAAGCGGCUGGGCGAGUAUAUGAUAGCCACAAAGUUCGAGCCGCACGACAACUGGCUACCGCCUUGCUACUACGUUCCCAAGGAGCUGGAGAAGGCCCUCAUCGAGGCCAAGAUACCGACGCAUCACUGGAAACUGGCUGACCUGCUGGACAUCAAAAACCUGAGCAGUGUGCAGAUCUGCGAGAUGGUCCGUGAGAAGGCUGAAGCCUUGGGUCUUGAGCAGAAUGGGCCGCAGAACGGCCAGCAGCUCGACGACUCCAAUGACAGCUGCAAUGAUUUUAGCUGCUUCAUUCCGUACAACCUGGUGUCGCAGCACAGCAUUCCAGACAAGUCAAUUGCUGACUGUGUCGAAGCGUUAAUUGGAGCCUAUCUCAUCGAAUGUGGACCCCGCGGAGCUCUUCUCUUCAUGGCUUGGCUGGGUGUAAGGGUGCUGCCCUUCACCAAGCAACUGGAGGCGGGGAAUGAGGGAGAGCGUCUGCCGGGAAGCAGCAAACCAAAUGCCGAAAAAAUGGUAACCGUAUAUGGCGCCUGGCCCACGCCUCGCAGUCCUCUGCUACACUUUGCACCCAACGCAACGGAGGAGCUCGACCAGUUAUUGAGUGGCUUUGAUGAGUUCGAGGAGAGUCUGGGGUACCGUUUCCGGGAUCGCUCUUACCUGCUGCAAGCCAUGACGCAUGCCAGUUAUACGCCCAAUCGGCUGACGGACUGCUAUCAACGGUUGGAGUUCCUCGGCGAUGCAGUGCUGGAUUAUCUCAUUACCCGGCACCUGUACGAGGAUCCACGACAGCACUCGCCCGGCGCUCUCACUGAUCUGCGUUCUGCACUGGUGAACAACACAAUCUUUGCCUCACUUGCCGUUCGGCAUGGCUUCCACAAGUUCUUCCGGCAUCUCUCGCCCGGCCUCAACGACGUCAUAGAUCGCUUUGUGCGCAUCCAGCAGGAGAAUGGACACAGCAUCAGUGAAGAGUACUAUUUGCUAUCUGAGGAGGAGUGUGACGAUGCCGAGGACGUGGAGGUGCCCAAGGCCUUGGGAGAUGUGUUCGAGUCCAUUGCCGGUGCCAUUUUCCUGGACUCGAACAUGUCUCUGGACGUCGUGUGGCACGUUUAUAGCAAUAUGAUGAGCCCGGAAAUUGAACAGUUUAGCAAUUCAGUGCCAAAGUCGCCCAUUCGGGAGCUGCUCGAGCUGGAGCCGGAGACGGCCAAGUUUGGCAAGCCGGAGAAACUGGCCGAUGGACGUCGCGUGCGCGUCACCGUCGAUGUCUUCUGCAAGGGAACCUUCCGUGGCAUCGGGCGUAACUAUCGCAUUGCCAAAUGCACGGCAGCCAAAUGCGCACUUCGCCAGCUCAAGAAACAGGGCCUGAUAGCCAAAAAAGACUAGGAAGGUGUCUAUAUCUUCGAUGUGUUUCAUUAGGCCUAAGUUCGUAUUCCACGCAGACUAUUGUAAGCUUAAAGUAAGAAAGCGUUUGUAUAAAACCGUAUCAGAUUAAGUUCAAAACAUUAAAGUUAUUUCGAAACUACUA
This is a messenger RNA of Drosophila kikkawai, 6990 nucleotides long. RefSeq names its product Endoribonuclease Dcr-1 (gene Dcr-1). Lineage: Eukaryota; Metazoa; Arthropoda; Insecta; Diptera; Drosophilidae. Gene Ontology annotation, molecular function: protein binding; deoxyribonuclease I activity; ribonuclease III activity. The record is from RefSeq and is a predicted model, not a curated record. Gene Ontology annotation, cellular component: cytoplasm; RISC complex; nucleus. Gene Ontology annotation, biological process: apoptotic DNA fragmentation; pre-miRNA processing; siRNA processing.